AAUAAACGAACAUGGUGUUGUCGGGAUGUCAGUAGCGUGUUACAUCACUUGCGGUUCGCAAUAAUACUUUUACCCGUUAAAAACCAUCGUUUUUAGAUUUAAUUGUUGAAAUUUGCAAACAGCACAUCGUCAUUGCAAUGACCAUACGAUUUUCCUAAGAUCCAUACUAAAGCUGGGCUUUCGGGAAGUGUUUUUCGUUGGAAAAUGUCCGACAACAGUGAGCAGUUGAUCUGCAAUCGCUGUUAAUUUUUUAGACCAAAUAUACUAAAAGAAAAACUCCUCCGCCAUCAAGAAAAAAAAAACAAUUUCACCCAAAAGUUGUAUUAAAUUUUUUAUAUUUAUUUUUCUUCAGAAAAUAAUUUACUCUCCCAUGAGCUGUGUAUAUUAGAUGUGAUAUAGUCAAACACUGUUUGAAAAGUUUAACAAUUGGAGUCAAGAAAAAAAGAAGAUUAGGAUUAACUCUUAGUGCUAGACAAUAAACAAAAAAAUCUUUGAUUAUAAUUUUGCUAUUCCUUAAAAAUGGCGGCCUAUUUGAACCGAACAAUCUCUAUGGUGACUGGAUCACAAACAUCAACGCCAUAUGAUGCAAACGCCCUUACGGACACAACGGCACGCUCAUUACAAAAUGCCGGCACCGAAAAAUCACCUUUGCAGGUUUUUGUGCGUGCUAAAAAGAAAAUAAACGACAUAUAUGGAGAAAUAGAGGAAUAUGUUACGGAAACUACGCAAUUUAUUGGAGGUUUACCACAAGAAAUCGAAAUCGUCGACAAAGAAGAAAAAGAACUGUUCCAGAGCUAUGUGCAAAAAGUUGCAGCCAUUCGAGAAGUUCUCUCUCGGGAUCACAUGAAAGUGGCCUUUUUCGGCAGAACUUCCAACGGUAAAAGUUCUGUAAUCAAUGCCAUGCUGCGUGAAAAAAUCUUACCCAGUGGUAUCGGCCAUACAACCAACUGUUUCUGUCAAGUGGAAGGCGUGGAUGGUCAGGAAGCGUAUUUAGUGAAAGAGGGAUCAGACGAAAAGCUGAGCGUGGUGAGCAUCAAACAAUUAGCGAACGCCUUAUGCGAGGAAAAACUGAGUGAAAGUUCGCUAGUACGAAUAUACUGGCCACGGGAACGUUGCAGUCUUUUGCGAGAUGAUGUUGUAUUUGUGGAUUCGCCUGGUGUAGAUGUGUCGCGUAACUUGGAUGAUUGGAUCGACAAUCACUGCCUGAACGCUGAUGUUUUUGUUCUGGUGCUAAAUUCAGAAUCAACAAUGACCCUCGCUGAGAAGUCCUUCUUCCACACAGUCUCGCAAAAACUUUCGAAACCCAACAUAUUUGUAUUGAACAAUCGUUGGGAUGCAUCGGCCAGUGAACCGGAAUUUCAAGAUUCUGAUUUGGAGAAAGUCAAAUCCCAACAUCAAGAAAAGUGCAUCGAUUUCCUGGUAAAUGAACUGAAAGUCAGCUCCGAGAAAGAGGCCGCAGAGAGGGUUUUCUUCGUGUCAGCAAAGGAAACACUACAGGGCCGUUUGCAAGAAGCCCAGGGCAACCCUGCGCAUCUGGGAGCUAUAGCCGAAGGUUUCCAAAAUCGUUACUUUGAAUUUCAAGAUUUUGAACGUAAGUUCGAGGAAUGUAUUUCAAAGAGUGCGGUGAAAACUAAAUUCGAGCAACACAGUUCCCGUGGCAAAAGUAUAGCUUCUGAUAUGAGGCUGAUGUUAGAUAACAUCUUCGACAGGGCUAAUGUCUUGCGUAAUAACAAACUGGACCAGAAAAAGUCACUAACAGAUCGCAUUCAAAAAACUGAGAAUCAACUAAUGCUGGUUACCCGUGAAAUGAAGUUGAAAAUACACAGCAUGGUUGAAGAGGUGGAACAAAAAGUUGCAAAAGCCCUGAAUGAGGAAAUCUGGCGCUUGGGUGUACUCGUCGAUGAAUUUAAUAUGCCCUUCCAUACUGAACCCCUUGUCCUGAAUAUUUACAAAAAGGAAAUCAACAGUCACGUAGAGGCCGGUCUUGGAUCUAACCUGCGCGCUAGGCUUUCGAUGGCACUCGCUAUGAAUGUGGAAGCAGCUCAAAGGGAAAUGACGGAGCGAAUGCACGCUUUGAUUCCUUCAGAAAAAGUUGCUGCGCAUACCAAACAAAUCGUUACACGACCCCAACCCUUUGAAAUGUUGUACUCACUGAACUGUCAGAAUCUGUGUGCAGAUUUUCAAGAAGAUUUAGACUUCAAAUUCUCAUGGGGAAUAACUGCGAUGAUUCAAAGAUUCACUGGAAAGGCCAAAUCGGGCAAGAAGCAAGCGGCAAUUACAUCCGGUCGGGAAGGUGCCAACAAUUCUAAUAUUCAAAAUAUCCUAUCGCCUGUAAGCACAGAAGUAGAUUCACCAAUGUGUCUUAUGCCAAACCAACAGGGUAUAACCCAGGAGCAAUUAUCGAUGAUUUCAAGAAUCGCUGUGGCCUCAAUUGGUUCACAGGGAACUGUUGGUGGUUUAUUAGUGGCUGGCAUUCUACUAAAAACCAUUGGAUGGAGAGUUCUUGUCGGAGUUGGGGCUCUAUACGGCUGUGUAUAUCUAUAUGAGAGAUUAUCUUGGACCAACUCAGCGAAGGAACGAGCGUUUAAGGGUCAAUACGUCCGCCACGCCACCAAGAAACUCAAAAUGAUUGUAGAUUUGACAUCUGCCAACUGCAGCCACCAAGUUCAACAAGAACUCUCAAGCACAUUUGCUCGUCUAUGCCGUGUUGUCGACACCGCUUCUAUCGAAAUGAACGAUGAACUGAAGGCCAUCGAGGGAUCACUAAACGUUCUCGAAGCGAAUCAGAAACAAAUGAAACUUCUUAGGAACAAAGCGAAUUACAUUACAAAUGAAUUGGAGAUCUUUGAGACGAAUUACAUCAAAGCAAACUGAGUGGAAAUACGCAAUUCUAGGGCAUUAACUGAUUCCCAGGCCGUAGUUACGUUGUUGUUAGUUUCCUAAACGCCUUUAUAUAUGUUUUAACUUGAACAAAACGUAUUUAAGUUAUCAAAAUUGUUUUCUAGCUUUAUUUUCGUACAUAACGAAUAAAAUAGGACGGACUCAUUUCUUGUCACUGGGUAAGUGUGAGAUAUCUAUAGAUGCUUGUAUAGCGAUUGUUUAGGUAUCCGCGUACCCAGCGAUGAUUUGUUGUAACUACCUGUUUUGUUAUAUUGUAUAUAAUUUGUGGGAAUAGAAAUGCGAUUUGAAAUAAAACUUGGAAAUAUAAA
Molecule: messenger RNA, 3209 nt
Organism: Hermetia illucens (black soldier fly)
Lineage: Eukaryota; Metazoa; Arthropoda; Insecta; Diptera; Stratiomyidae
Gene: Marf
Product: transmembrane GTPase Marf
Exons: 10
Coding region: 520-2874 (784 amino acids)
Biological process (GO): mitochondrion localization; mitochondrial fusion
Cellular component (GO): mitochondrial outer membrane
Molecular function (GO): GTPase activity; GTP binding
Source: RefSeq, a predicted model, not a curated record